Messenger RNA from Geodia barretti, 2929 nucleotides. NCBI's taxonomy places the organism in Eukaryota, Metazoa, Porifera, Demospongiae, Tetractinellida, Geodiidae. The record is from the annotation of a GenBank genome assembly.
CCUGUGGGGGCACAAAAAGCGGGCGACUCCAAGCUUGCGGCGACUCGUAUCCACUUGGUUGCUUGACCUGUGGCCUGCUAAAGUGGCUGCAACAUGAGUUCCUACCAGCGAAAGUGCGGAGCCCACGUCUCCACGUCUUUCUGCGCCGGACUUUAGUGAUUGGUCCGUUCGGCCGAUGCCACUUGACGCCGCUAAACACGGAGAGAGGGCGGUGUUUUGGGACAACUUUCACGGUUUGCCGACCAUCGUUGAACGGGAGAAGUAUAACGAGCACCAAGAUGGCUGCAUCGUAUACACCAAAGAUCCCAUACCAAUAGGCACACCGAGCGCCUGGCGUAUCACAGUGCUGGAAACUGCCAAUUAUGACACUGGGCUGACAAUAGGACUGACUCCUGCUCCACCUGACAAAGUGCCUCAUACCCUUCCACUCCACGAAGACUUCUAUUAUGACAUCAUAUACUCAAGUGAGCCAGUUGAUGCAAGGGUGCAUGCAAACACCUUGGGUCGAAGUCAACGACUCUACUGGAAUUUUCCCCAAAAUAAAUCAAUUUGCCUCAUCCUCACCGCUAAAGGAGACCUGCACAUCUAUUUCGAUGAGAGGCACAUUAGGAAGCUGGCGUCUGGUCUCCCAGUAGACAGGCCUCUAUGGGGAGCCGUAGAAGUGUCUGGAAAAUGUGCACGGAUCAAGUCUGAACUACUGAGUAAGCCACCCGACGGAAAUGCAGCUGCCCCUGAGCCCCAGCAUCAUUCUAUUGAUGUCGCUCUUCCUCCAUUGGAUUGUUUCAAGGAGAAGCGAGCGGUGAAAGUCGAAGUCCCACCCAGCGAGAAGACAGUCACUGUUGUUCCUUGUGGCAUCGGCGCUGUCCUCAAAGUUCCUCCAAAAGCCACAAUGGAGGGCGACAGACCGCUGACUUUUGCCUUCACAACAUGCACCCCCCAGUCAUUAGCCUACGCUGCUGGCUACAAAUCCCUCAGUCCGAUCUCCUACAUUGCUUCCAACAAACCUCUCAAGGAAGAAGUUGAGGUUUUGCUGGAGCACAGCGUGAAUAUCGAAAGUAUCGAGCAAGCGGGGGAUAUGGUUUUUUGCCAUGCUAAUCUUCCAGAAGACGGAAGUAGUAAGAUCCAAUUUAGCCCUUUACAAGGAGGAAAGUUUGAAGUUGGAAAACCACGUGGUAGACUCAAAACAAAUGAACUGGGCUUUUUUGUAGUCGCAACAAAGGCAGCUAAAACUCCACCGACCCGCUACGCGGUGAUGUGUUGCUAUUCCAACAAAGAUGGUGAUACCAAACAUGUUGGUCUGUCUAUUUCAGUGGCAAAUGAAGUUUACAUGACGAAUUUCAGAGAUGCACUGCAGGAGGCGUGGAACACCUCGGUUUCAGAAAUAUCAAAAGUUCCGGUUGUUUUUCAAGAUUCCAACGCCCGUGUCUCCCUUCCUCGUAAUAGAAAAGGGUGGAAAAUAACUGCAGACACUCAGCAUUGCGAAUUUUUCAAGGGGGAUAUUGAUUUUGAGGGUCGUGAUAGUUUCUCAAAAAAACACUACCCUCCUCGUUCUACCUUCAUCAUAAUAGCCUCAAGAAAAGCAAAGUUAUGUUCACAGAUAUUUUCUGUGACAGGCCUCGACAGAGAUGUCAACUUUCAAAUUCUACUAAAUCCAACUAAGUCUAAUUUGAGUCACGAAGAUAUUGAGAAACCGACGCUAGUAAGCCUGAAUCAGCUGGGUGAUAUUAGAAUCAUUGAAGAAAGUGCCAGCGAGUACUAUCAAAUAGGCAUUAUGUUGCUCAAUGACAGACAUGGAGAUCAACUAGCAGAAAUUGAGCACAACAACAGAACUCAAACGGCUAAGAUGACGGGAAUUUAUAGGAGGUGGUUAAAACAAGGUGCAUCGUGGGCGACCCUCUGUGACUGUCUCCAGAGAUGUCAUCUAGAAGAUCUCGCCGAUAGAAUUAAAAACCAUUUUGGAAUUGUCUCACCGUCAGCUUUGCCAGUUUCCAGCUUAUCAGACAGUGUAGCUAAUGAAAGAACUCCUUUAAUUCCACCACAUCCGGAUGGCAAAACUAAAUGCUGCCAAUGUUGCACUGUGCAAUAAAUCUAGCUACCUACACAGAUUGAGUUUGACUUUCCUUUUAUACAUGUUAUUCGUGAAGUAUUAUGCUGUAUUAUAUAUAUCUGGGGUAAAAAGGAAUUUGUGUUUUUAGUAAUGGGUGGAGAGUGAAUGAUGUGGUUUUAGUGAUUGGUAAAACAUGUUGAGGAAAUAACUUUUUGUUUCUCGAACCACUUUUCAUUAUUCUUGGCUAUUUGCAGUCUCUCCCCAACAAACCCAGUUUGGAUUUGGAAAUUAUUAUUACAGUAUAUUACGUAAGCAGAGACCUUUUUAUAUAUACAAUGGUUGGUGUUUAUUUAUAAAAUAUAUACAUAGAUUUGAAAUAAUAUGAGGUGGUACGAAUGUUGUUCAUGGUUCCCGCUCGAAGGAGAGCUCAUAGUUCCUAGUCUCACUGUUGCUGUUGAACCUGUUGAGAAUGAUUCUAAACUCUGUCCUAGUGUUUGUGGGUGCCACGUUUCCUGUCAGACAGUCUCCGGAUCGUUCCUUGUACAUCUGGAGCAAGUGAAAGGGGUCGGCAUUAUUUAGAGUACUGGAAGGACUGGCAGUGCUGUGCGAAGUGUUAUUAGACGAGGCAAUGGCUUUCUUCCAUCGCCACUUGUGUCUGUAAGCUCCGGGUCCAGUGACAGAUUUCGAUCGGUGGACCGAGCGUUUCCGUGCCUUCUUCCGAUCAACUCUUCCCGCCUCUUGCUUGGGCGAAGCGGCCUCAACUUCUCCACGUUUCCUCGGGUUUCGCUCGGGGUUAUAUGUUUCAACGGGUUAUAUGUUGGACUAUCGAUGUAUCAUAUAUAUUUUCCAUUGCAAGUGAGGAAAAAACCCUGCGACUGAUUG